CGUGACCUUGCGCGCUUACAGGCGCUCACCCUGCCUUCCGAGUCUCCGUCGUCCUUUGUCUACUCAGUACUUCUGUCGGCCCAUUCGUUGAUGCAAUCUUACCUGCCUAUUCGCACUAUCACCGCCUAGGUCCUAUGAGCCUCAAAGAACAAGAACGUAGACUCUGGACAUGUCGCUGGAACUGGUGUGCUCAGGCCUUCGACCAUGCGCCUGAUCUUCUAGACCAUCUGAAGAAGGAACAUUUCAGCCGGAUCCUCAGGGUGGAGAAGCAGGAUUGGGAUGUCUACCUACGCGCAAAUGAAGGUUGUAGCGGCAUGACGGAUAGUCUGCUACAGGCAAUCCCCACUCAGUCGACCGCAUCAGCGGAUUCCAGUAUCCCAAUCGCGAAGGCCCAGAGCGAGCGAGAGAUUUUUGUGCAUGACCAUACAAAUCCGGCUCAGCCUACCGAGGUUUCUGAGCUUGAGGAUGACUUGGCUAGUCCGUUUGCCCAGAAGCCUGCACCGGGAAGUGCCCGAGAGUCACCGUCUCGCGGGCCCCCUAAAGACCUGCGGUCCCCGCUCCCGAAUUCAUCCCAUCAUUUUGCGGACUACGAUGCUGCCUCCUCCCCCAUAACGACACCAUUCGCCUCCCCUUUGCCUCCCACCCCGCCUUUACACGCACGCGUAGCUGACGCGAUUAACUCCGCUGCCUCAAAGAACGUAUCUGCGCUUCCCUUACCUCGCCGCAAACAUGUACAGCCCUCUCCGUCACCAACACCCCGCCAUGCACUCCCGCUCCCACGACGCACUGGAAGGGUACCUGCUCCCGCCUCUUCUCAGGGUUCGUCGGUAUUCGGGACAUCACACAGCGUCAAUGCUAGCGCGGACUCGUCGACAUCGAUCCAGGAAGUCGAGACACAGCUCACGGAAGGCAUGGCGGGCUCGAUGCUCUCUCAACCUGGUGCACGCGCUGGAUCGCCCCUAAAGCAGUCGGUAGUGCAGUCGCAGUCGUCUCCUGUAGAUCCAUACCCACAUCCUCGGACCCAGGCUCGAUACGACACCCAAGCGUAUUCGAACACAGACGGAGAUGUCGCCGAGCGCCGCUUCAGCUCAGGCAAUAUGGUCAUCUCUCCCGGGCCUCCCAGUUCCCCACCGUCGCAGUCACCAUCCCGGGCACAACCUCCACCAACGCACUCACGCUUGACGUCGCAGUUCAGCUCGGGAACCCUUGUUCUCCGGCCUGACUCCGAGCCACCGGACGCAAUGGACGUGGAUGAGGGCUUUUGGGCACCGUUGCGGCCUCGGACGCAGGCGGCAUAUCCGAGUCAAUGACUGGUUGGAUGCGGCUAUUGACUAUUUCUAUUCGGUCGCGUUCGAGCGUGGUUGAACAUUGACAUGUUAACAGCGAUUGCUCACUCCCAGUAUGGUACGUUUGCCAUACAUACUCCGCAGUGCAGCUCGGUGUGCAGAUGAUCGAGCGGCGUUGCGCGAGCGUUCCGCCCAGGACUAUGUAUACGACUGGGAUGGCGCGAAUUGCUUCACCUGAACACGCG
This is a messenger RNA of Rhodofomes roseus, 1531 nucleotides long. RefSeq lists its product as uncharacterized. Lineage: Eukaryota; Fungi; Basidiomycota; Agaricomycetes; Polyporales; Fomitopsidaceae. The transcript has 3 exons. The record is from RefSeq and is a predicted model, not a curated record. The coding region runs from base 135 to 1310 and encodes 391 amino acids.